Symbiodinium natans is the source of this 1752-nucleotide messenger RNA. Lineage: Eukaryota; Dinophyceae; Suessiales; Symbiodiniaceae. The record is from the annotation of a GenBank genome assembly.
AUGGCGAGUGCCUGUAGUCGCCUGAGCAUGCCUCGGCUGGCGAGCACUGUUUCGUCGCUGCUAGGUGACAGCAACUUGCUGAAAGUGCAUCCCAUUCUCAAGGCUGUCGCGGGCAGGACAGCGCCGAAGAAGGAUGUAGCCGAAGGCAUGGCAGAGGCCCAAGAUGUGGCUGACCUCCUGGGCUUCUCCGCUACAAACUGCCUGGAGAGCUGCUAUGUCCAAGAGUCCCAGGCUUUGAGGCGGGCCGCGCGAGCUGCGCUGGAGGACCUGGUGGAUUUAAGCCUGGAGCUGGAGCCCAUGUGUUCCCCCGUGGCCCCCAGCCUCGAAGCCACGAGCAAUCGCAAUGUAGCGAACGCCGCGGCGCGCCCAGCGGCAAGUGUUGCAACUGAAAGGCUUGUCGAAGCCAUGGACCAGCUGGUGAUUCGCCAUCUAGAGUGCCUGCCAUGUCCAAAUCCAGCAAAGGCAUUGCAGUGUGCCCAGCGUGCCCUAGCGCUUGCUCAGCGAAGUCAGCUGCCCCAUGCAGCCGGCCGAUUUUUAGCCGCGGUCAAGCAGAUUCUGUUGCAAUACCCGGAUGCAGCCGAGGAGCCAAAUAUGCAGAACCCACUUCCCUGCAAGAGAAGACGCUUCGGGAAGGAAUCGCCUGAGCCGCGCAUCUUCGAGAUGCAAGGCAGACGAGCUGAAGGGACGCGCUCAUGUCCGCCAACAACAGCUGAGGCAGAGGCUUCUCUAAUGUUCGCCAAGGUGGACCGAUUGAGUUGCUUACCUGAUGACCUUUUCGAGCAAUAUUCCAUCUCCCGGCGGCCUGUCGUGGCCAAGUGCCCAGAAGGUACGCUUCCUCUCCUCGAUGCCCAACAGCUGGUCGACCUAUGCCAAGGCCGACAGUUGCAGCUGAUGGAGUACGGCCCGGGCCAUGAGGUGUGGGCCAAGAUGGCACAAGUGAAAGACAUCGGAGACCGAAGUUUGGGAGCAGUGGUGCGAGGCUGGACAGAGGGUGGACAGCAGGUUCUCUUUGACCACCCUUUGGAAACCGCCUGCCCAGAGCUGGCGUCAAGGAUACGCUGGCCCAGUUUUCUGGAGUCUUGUGAUUUGAUAGGGCAGUCCCCAUUUGCAGGUGAGCGUGGUCAGGACCCCUUCUGGGACCACCCCAGCUUGUUUGUGCAGCCGAGGGGUUCCCAGUGUGGCGUCCAUGUGGACGGCGCAGAGAGUCAAUUUAUUCAGCUUGUUCUAGGGGGCCGGAAGCGAUGGUCCUUCUGGCCGCUGCAUGUCGCCGACCAGUUCAAGCUCUUGAAGAGAAGGGACAAGCUGCAACUGGAAGUACGGCCCGGCUGCGACUCAGAGCAUUUCCGGCACCAGAUUCGUCAUGAUCAGAUCUUCCCUGAAACGCUGCCUGAAACUUGGCGCGUGGAUGUCGAAGUUGAGGCCGGUGAGAUGAUCCUGGUUCCGGGUGGUGUGCCUCACAUGGUUACAAACUUACAGGAUUGCAUUGCCGUAUCGCGGAACUUCGUGGAUGUGCACCAUGCACGAAGCUGUGCAGAUGCAUUGCGCUGGCCCCUGCCGUACCACGAUCUCGCAGACUUCCUGGAGAAGCAGAGCGUCUCAGAGUACAGCCUCCAAACGGACCAAACGCCAUCUUUCGUUGGAACCGAAAAAAGUCCUUUCUCUUGGCUCUGCAUGUUGUGUGCCUUUGGUGUGCCUUUUGUCGAAUGUGUGGCCCGGCCUCCAAGCGCCGUUCAGGUUCUGCCCAGGUGGUGA